Manis pentadactyla (Chinese pangolin) is the source of this 5003-nucleotide messenger RNA. RefSeq names its product lines homolog 1 (gene LINS1). The transcript has 8 exons. The coding region runs from base 682 to 2991 and encodes 769 amino acids. The record is from RefSeq and is a predicted model, not a curated record. NCBI's taxonomy places the organism in Eukaryota, Metazoa, Chordata, Mammalia, Pholidota, Manidae.
CACUCACUUCCCCUUGGCUUCCCCCGGGCGGCUUCCGAUGCCCAGCCCCUGGCGAGGGUGGGGGAGACUCGAAGCGGUUGCUAAGAGACAGUGUACGGCGAAUGUGGCCUUUGCGCAUGCGGGAGGAGGGCCCAGCUUGUACUUUUCGUGAACUACGGUUGCCGGGAGGGGGCAGGUGUUCCCUGGAAUGGCGGUUUGAAGGCAGAGUUCGAUGAGCCCUGUCCCUGGCAGGGAAGUAGGAGCGCCCGCUGAGCUCGGCGGUGGAGGAGGCGUGUGUGUUGCCAAUUUGAGAGGUUGGUCCAGGGGUUUAAAGCCAGGGAGGCGGCAGUCCCCAAGAAGCAAGGAGAGGAGAGCCUUGUCUCACCGCCCCUCCUCAGCGCUUUUCAGACGCGAUUACCAAGUCUUUGGCUCGUUUUUCGAUCGCUGAGGCCCCCUUAGCUUCCAGACCUGUAACAAGGAGAGAGGCAAACACAGAAUGAUCAGCGUCGUCGACGGACCUCUGGCAUUUCUCCAGUGGAGCUGGCUUCAAAGCCUGUUAGCAUUCUGAACACUCUUCCCCCAACACUUGGCUUAGCGUCUGAGAGGUUUUACUGAAGAAACAUUUAAGAGAUUGAUCACAUUUUGACAUAUUUACAAUUUGGAAUUGUCAACCUUUUUGUACAACAUAUUUUAGCAGUAAACAUGAAAGCUUUCUUUGAAGUUUUAGAACAAUUAUACAAGAAGGUCCUUCUUGGAUCCGCGCUUGAACAUGACAGCUAUGAUUACAUCUCUUAUCUCAACCCAGCAUUUUUGGAUCAAGAUUGUUCUACAAGCACCUGCUCAGAAUGCUCAAACCUCCACGGAGUCCAAGACAAGCAUCAGCCAUCCUCUGUCAAUCUGGCUACCGUUUCUGUAGCCCCUGUGUGUCUGAAGAGACACUGUCAGAUAAGCAGCGCCAGAGAAAUAAUGCUCCUCCAGCUCACAGUGAUCAGAGUGAUGAUAACCCGGAUACUGUCUGUCGAAACUGAGCUCCGUGCAAAGGACAAGUACAGAGAUAUAAUCACAAUUCUUUUAAAAUCGUCUAACAUCGAUUCUAAAUUAACCUGUAUGUUCCAAAACUCGGAUAAAUUGUUAUCUCACCUGGCUGCCAAGUGCCUUGCACUACUUCUGUAUUUCCAAUUGAGAGAAAAGAUAACAUUAAGUAAUUCCUGGAUUGCUUUUUGCCAAAAAAAUCUUUCUGAAUACUCUAAAAGUGAUGAAGUAGUAUACUGCCUCUGGACUCUGACUUUUGUAAUAAAAGAAAUCUUCAAAGAUACAUGUUCACAAAAAGCAGAAAUUCUAAAGCAGUUCCUGACUCCUUUUGACACUAUUUUUGAAGGCUUUUACAAUUCCUUAUUUUCGGAGUAUUUCAAAAACUGCCAAAAUACUUCUAAAGUAACAAACAGCUUGAUAUGUUUCCUGGAAUUGCUUGAACUUCUUGUAGCUUCCAGAAUCCACCUGAAGUUACAUUUCACUUGCCAGAGGAUUUUAUUUUUGAAACCUUCUUGUGUGCUAGAUGUUAUUACAUGGCCUGUUCAGACUUUUGUCAAAAGGAAGUUAAUCAUAUUCAUCAAAAAAUGCCUUCUCUGCAAAGUGGGUGAAGACCUGUGCCCAGGGUCUGUCCCUGCACCAGCGCCACCCGAUGGCCACUUAGAUUCGGAUGCUGUGGCCCUGGCUGAUGCUGUGCUACAGGCUGUGGGUUCCGGCUUACUGAGGACCUUGUCUGUCCAUGCAAACCCUUCCUGCUUUGCAGGUGGUGAGGUUAGCCCUGGGUGGGCACAUGUCCCCCGUCCAGAUCACGUGAUCCUUAGAGCAGCCAGCUUGCUUAUCAUUAAAUCCUUGGAAAUCAAGUUUCAAAACUGUGCUUCAGCAAACGAAAUGAAAGUUGAUUUACAGAGGUUCCUAUCUGAGUUACUGACCUUCUUAAAGCCUCAUCUUCAGCCCUCUCUGCAGUCACACAAUCCAUGUGAGUGGCUGUCUAGCAUCUUCAUAGAACAAGACGAUGACAUGGUGGAGGCUGCCAGAGCAUCAUUGGGCAUCUAUUUACAGUUGAUCAGAGAAUGUGAAACUACUGAAGGUUUGACCCAAGAAAAAGAAAUGUGGAACCAUCACACACAUGAAAAUGGCUAUAAUCCACACUGUAUUUUCUUAUUCUUGUUGAAAAAUAUUGGGUUUGAUUCUUCAGUUCUUCUUGACUUUUUGAUUUCAUCAGAAACCUGUUUUCUUGAAUAUUUUGUUAGAUAUUUAAAAUUAUUGCAAAAAGACUGGAAUAACUUUUUCACGAUUUGCAAGUACUUUGAUGUAACUGAGUCUAAAGAUAGCAUAAAUAUUUGUGGUUGUAUCUCUUCACCCAACCAGGACAGAAGAAUGAGCCAAAGAGAGCUUAGUCCUUUGGCUGCUCUUGGUGGUCACCGAAGUUCUCAUGUCUGGCAUUCCCAUGCUUCUUCUGAAUCCCUGAACCAGGUCAUGAUGUCCAAGGAAACCCACAGCAUACUCCAGGCGAAUAGUCCAUCUGCCCCCCAAGCUUCUCAGAGUCUGGUAGAUUAUGACAGCUCUGAUGAUUCUGAAGUAGAAUGCACAGACCAGCAUUUAGCAAACAGUAAACAGACAUCUUUACACCAAGAAGCAAAGAAGAAAUUUCAGGACACAGUUGUAGUAAGUAAGGAUAAAAAAGAACUUAGCUUGGAGUCUCAAUCAAGGUCUCUGGUUCCAAAAGAAUCUAAUACUCCCCUCUCUGUUGAUUGUGACAUAGCCCCAAAUAACAGGGUCUAUGAAAUGGGAAUAUCUUAUAGAACAAUCAAAUGCUUAGAAGAGCUACAAGGUGCCAUUUACCGUUUGCAGAAGAAAAAUCUUUUCCCCUAUAAUCCAACAGCGCUUUUGAAGUUGUUAAAACAUAUUGAGGCAAUCUAUAAUGAAAAUGUGAACCCUUGGUUAAAUAGUGGCAUUUUAUUUCCAGGAACUCUUUUUCCCUGAUAGAAAUUGUGUCUUAAUGAGAUAAUAGUAAAAAAAAGGUCCUCAAAAGGGUUUUCCAAAUCAAGGCUUUUUGCCUUUUGGAAGCAGCAUAGUGAUUGAAAAAGAUAUAUAUAUCAAAUGACAAGUCACCUGAGAGAGCUGCACACAACAUGAAAUUUAUGGAAGUUCAAACUUACACAAAUCUUGGAUGGGUUAUUGCAUUGGUUUGCUAGCGCCCCUAUAACAAAUUACCCCAAACUUGGUGGCUUAAAACAACAGAAAAUUAAUUUUUUCAUAGUUCUGGAGGCGAGAAAUCCAAAAGCAUGGUGUCAACAGAGCUAUGCACUCAAGGCUCUUGUAUUUCUCUCAAGAAUCCUUUCCCACCUCCUCCUUCCUAGCUCCUGGUGUUUGCUGGCAGAGCUUGGUGUUCCUUGACUCAGAGCUGCAUCACUCCAAUCUUUCCUCCACUGUUUCAUGACAUUCUCCCACGUGUGUGUCCAUAUCCAGUUUCCCCCUUCUGAGGACACCAGUCACUGGGCUAGAGUCUGCCGUCAUCCAGUGUGACUUGAUCUUAACUUGUUUACAUCGGCAAGGACCCUAUGUCCAAAUGAGGUCGCAUUCAUAGGUUCUAAGGACGCGAAUUCUUGGGGGAACACUGUUGUUUAACCCAAUGCAGUUACUCUUCCCCCCUGAGGUAUCUAUGUGAAAUGUGAUAAUGUAAAAAACUUAAAAUCAUAGUUUUAUUUUUCAAGAGAGGUCAUUAGCUCUAUGCGUAUGUAUGUAUACAGUCUGUUCAAUGACCAUAAGUCUAUUCUUUAAAGAAGAAUAUGAUUUUAAUCACUAGGUAAUAUCCCUAUUUAAAAUUGUGAUAUGAAUAAUUAUAUUCUGUCUUCUUGAGGAGAGGCAGUAAAUUCAAGUUUUCAUGUGCAUAUUGGAUUUGUGCAGUAAGAGCAGCAACUAUUGUGCUGGUGAGUCUGUUAUUAACGCAAUCUGAAGUGUUGUCCAUAAUAUAUUUUUUAAGUGGAGGACUGAACCUACCAGAUGUUAAAAUAUAUAUUAAUGCUAUGAUAAUCAAAAGAGAUUAGUAUUCAUUGAAAUAGAAAUGGCAAGACCCCUGGAAACUUUUAAUAGAGGAUUGCUAAUUAAAAUAACAAAGACACUAACCAAAUAGAAAUGCAGGGUUCAAAAAGUUUGGUAACAGAACCUGGGGUAUCCAUUGGGGCAGCUUCUACAUCAUUUAAAAGGCACAACAAAGAAUAUAUAUUCAAGCAUGUCUAAUGCAUGUUGUUUGUAAAAGCAAAAGAAGUAUGUGGUGGAAAAAGUGUGUAUACUUAGCGGAAUACUGUAUACUUGUAGGAAGAAUGAGCUGUAUUCACAUUUAGAGAUAUGAAACCAGUAAGAAACAAAAGUGAACAUAUGGGGCUACCAUUUAUUUAAGAAAGGAGGAACAAUGCAUCUAUAUAUUUCUAUAUGCUUUUGUGUAAUUAUAAAAUGUUUAUGUAAGCAUGUAUAAGAAAGUCAAUCCUGGUUGCUUUGGGAAACAGAUCUGAAGUCGAAAACUAGACUUCUCACAAUGUAUCUUUUUUUACUCUUAUUUACGUGUAUUUAACUGGGUGCCUAAAUUUUUUUAGUGCAAGUAAUUUUUUAAGACAAUCGACAGAACAAAACAAACCUGAUUCUUUAGUUUCCUAAGGGUACAGAAAUGUUGAAUGCAUUAAAAGUCAUGCUAAUACAGAUAUGUUUUUGACCCGUGUUUCUCUAGAAGAUUAAUAAGGACCCAUUAGCCCCUUGUUUUAUUUAAAAUGAGGAAAAGGCAAUCUUAUAUGUAUGCUGAGUGUUAGUAUUCCAGAGUUUGUACAUAUUUACUUGACCCUUGGGUGUAAGUCAGUUCACUCAUGAAGCCCUACCAGUGGUGAAGGUGACUGAUGUUGGCUGUAUGGUAACAGUCCUUGGCCAUUCAGAGUAUCCAAGAGCUGUUCCAAGUUAGUUCAUAAAGGAACACAAAACUAGCAGUAUUUGCAGAAUGAGUUCCC